This is a messenger RNA of Sciurus carolinensis (gray squirrel), 564 nucleotides long. It is a transcript of the gene Bcl2l10, whose product is annotated as BCL2 like 10. The record is from RefSeq and is a predicted model, not a curated record. Lineage: Eukaryota; Metazoa; Chordata; Mammalia; Rodentia; Sciuridae. The transcript is spliced from 2 exons. Gene Ontology annotation, molecular function: protein heterodimerization activity; protein homodimerization activity. The coding region runs from base 1 to 564 and encodes 187 amino acids. Gene Ontology annotation, cellular component: mitochondrial outer membrane. Gene Ontology annotation, biological process: regulation of apoptotic process; extrinsic apoptotic signaling pathway in absence of ligand; intrinsic apoptotic signaling pathway in response to DNA damage.
AUGGCAGACCCGUUGCAGGAGCGCACGUUCAGGCUGCUGAGGGACUACCUGGAGUACUGCGCCCGGGAGCCUGGCACCCCGGGGCUGCCGCCGUCCACACCCGAGGCCGCCGUGCUGCGCUCCGCGGCCGCUCAGUUACAACGGCAGCACCAGCCCUUCUUCUCCCUCUACCGCGGGUACCAGGGAAACCGCGUCGAGCUGAUGGCACGGAUGACAGAGGCUGUGUUUUCCGACAGCCAGGGCCUCAACUGGGGCCGGGUGGUGACGCUUGUGACCUUCGCGGGGACGCUACUGGAGAGAGGGCCGCAGGACACCGCCCGGGGGCAGAAGAGGGACAAAGUUGCCCUGGACUGCCAGCGUCUCGUGGCCUUGCUAUGUGCUCAGCUCGUGGGGCGGCACCGCGCCUGGCUGGAGGCUCGUGGUGGCUGGGAUGGCUUUUGUCUCUUCUUCAGGACACCCUUACCGCUAACUUUUUGGAGAAGACUGCUAGUCCAGAUUUUUAUGUCGCUGCUUUUAACAACUGCCUUCCUCUGUUUAUGGAAACAAUUUUACAGAAAGUUCUGA